CAGAGCAUUUUUACAAAUGAGGAAACUGAAGCAAAUAGGAAUAAGUGACUUGCCAUGGGCCAUACAGCUAGAAAGCAUUCAAGAUCUCAUUUGAACUCAGGUAGAUGAAUCUUUCUGACUACAGAUCUGGUACUCUAUUCACUGUGGUACCUAGCUGCCCACCUAGUAGAUCUUUAUAGUAUAGUAGAUCUUUAAUAAAUGUUAAUUAAUUAAUUGAUUUCUUAAAGUAAUCAUAUGUUAGAGUGAAGGAUACAACAUUGGAAGAAAAUAGAAAUGUUUGUGUCCCAAUCUCGGCUGAAGGGAGUUGGUAGAAAGAGGUAAGCAUCACUUUGAGUUGCAAUCUAAUAUAUAUCAGAAAUUCCUGUUUUUAGGAGACUGAGAUGGCUGAGAAUAACACUUUGACAACUGAGUUUAUCCUCACUGGAUUUACAAAUCACCAAGAACUGAAGAUUCUCCUCUUCAUACUUUUUCUUAUUAUCUACCUAAUAACAAUGAUAGGCAACAUUGGACUGGUAAUAUUAAUUUCAAUUGAACCCCAACUUCACUCGCCUAUGUAUUUAUUUCUUGGUAACUUGGCAUUGAUGGAUGCUUUUAGUUCAUGUGCUGUUACUCCAAAGAUGUUAAUCAAUUUCUUUUCUAAGGAUAGAUUGAUUUCUCUUCAUGAAUGUAUGGCACAGUUUUAUUUUCUUUGUUUUUCUGAAUCUUCAGAUUGUUUUCUCCUGGCAGCCAUGGCAUAUGACCGUUAUGUGGCCAUAUGCAAUCCACUUCACUAUCCCAUCAUGAUGUCAAAGAAACUUUGCAUUCAGAUGAUCAUUGGGUCACUCAUAGCUGGCAACCUACAUUCCAUGAUUCAUGUUGGUUUUCUCUUCAGAUUAACUUUCUGUAAGUCACACCAAGUCAAUCAUUUUUUUUGUGAUGUUCUUCCAUUAUACCGACUCUCUUGUACUGACCCAUAUAUUAAUGAACUGAUGAUAUUCAUCUUUUCAGGCUCGAUUCAGGUCUUCACUAUUGGUGUUGUCCUAGUCUCUUAUGUUUACAUCAUUUAUACUAUCUUAAGGAUGAAAUCAAAAGAGGGACGAGGCAAAGCCUUUUCCACUUGUGCAUCUCAUUUCAUAUCGGUCUCAAUAUUCUAUGGUUCUCUUCUCAUCAUGUAUAUACGGCCAGGUGCAGUUAAUGAAGGGGCUAUAGACAUACCAGUUGCUAUAUUUUAUACAAUUGUAAUCCCCUUUUUAAACCCUUUUAUUUAUAGCUUGAGAAACAAAGAAGUAAUUAGCAUUCUGAGAAAAAUCAUGGAGAAAAACUCAGGGAAAUUUGGGACAAAAUUUGUACACUGAGGUACAUUGGCUUGAAUACGGUUAAGCUUUUCAGAGUUAUCAAAAAAUAAAACAGAGAUUUUGGAUAGGACCAAUUAAGUUAGAAAAGUAUGAAGUCUAAUUGAGAAAUGAAUUAAUGAAUACAAAAACCAGUUAUCUUAAUUUAAAGUCCUGAAAACAAGAUUACUUUCAGAGUGGACCCUGUCAGAGCUAAUCAUUACAAAACUCAAGAAGUCAACAUAGCAUCAGAAUAAGAUAGAUUUGGAAAAGAGGAAUCUAUUGACAUUUCCAUGAUACUAUGGAGCUAUAUGACUAUAGGAUCCAGAAGGGACUAUAAAGGAGGAUGUACAAUAGAACACAAGAGUUGAUUUUGUACAGUCUUUUUGUGUGUGUGUGUUUUCAUUUCAAGACCCUACAGUGCAAGAUGGACAA
Messenger RNA from Monodelphis domestica (gray short-tailed opossum), 1745 nucleotides. RefSeq names its product olfactory receptor 5K1-like. Gene Ontology annotation, molecular function: G protein-coupled receptor activity; olfactory receptor activity. The record is from RefSeq and is a predicted model, not a curated record. Lineage: Eukaryota; Metazoa; Chordata; Mammalia; Didelphimorphia; Didelphidae. Gene Ontology annotation, biological process: G protein-coupled receptor signaling pathway. Gene Ontology annotation, cellular component: membrane.